Pistacia vera is the source of this 796-nucleotide messenger RNA. Its product is annotated as chaperone protein dnaJ 11, chloroplastic-like. The transcript has a single exon. The record is from RefSeq and is a predicted model, not a curated record. Bases 158 to 667 code for a protein of 169 amino acids. Lineage: Eukaryota; Viridiplantae; Streptophyta; Magnoliopsida; Sapindales; Anacardiaceae.
UGUACUAACAAUAUUAAUAUAUGUAAUUUGCCUUAUACGUUAGCAAAUGACUUCCAUUUUUAACUCUUUAAGAGCUUAACUCUAGUUAAAACCGUUAACUCCUCUCAGUUUAUAUAUAUCCAACACCAGAACCUCUCUAUCUCCUAAUCACAUAACCAUGCUCUCUUCUUCUUCUUCUCUAUUUCUGUCCUCCCCAACCCCGAUCCUCUGCGUCAAACCCAAAACAACCGUUCCAACAUCGCCUCGUGUUAGAUUUCAUUCAACCGUCGCGGCCGCCACAACAACAACAACUGCUUAUUCAUACACUUCAACGGAAAAUACAAGGUCCAAGACGACCACAUAUCGGAGUCCUCCUCACCCCAUGGCAUCAUGCGCUGCCUCAUUUUACGAGAUUCUCGGAAUACCCUUGGGAGCAUCUAAUCACGAGAUUAAAACCGCAUAUCGACGACUGGCCAGGACUUUCCAUCCCGAUGUUGCAAGAAUUGAUUGUAAGGAUUCAUCGGCGGACUCCUUCAUCAAGAUUCAUGCCGCUUACUGCACUCUAUCGGAUCCUGAAAAACGCGCGGUCUAUGAUCAGAAACUUUUCCGAAGAAACAGACCGUUGACUACUGUUUCCGGAUUUUCAGGAUACUCUGGUCGGAACUGGGAGACUGACCAGUGUUGGUAGAGAGUUGAUUCACCUAGUUAAGUUACUACUGAUCAAUAUUAUUGCAGAUUUAGUAGUUUGUAUAUAUGGGAAUGUCUCCCUUUGUAUAUAUUUUAAGAAGAAGCAAGAGUUUUUAUUAAGUUACCAACA